Messenger RNA from Phascolarctos cinereus (koala), 1109 nucleotides. RefSeq names its product SERTA domain containing 1 (gene SERTAD1). Gene Ontology annotation, cellular component: nucleus. The record is from RefSeq and is a predicted model, not a curated record. Gene Ontology annotation, molecular function: transcription regulator activity. NCBI's taxonomy places the organism in Eukaryota, Metazoa, Chordata, Mammalia, Diprotodontia, Phascolarctidae.
GGCGCCGCUGGACCCUCCCCCCCCCACCCAGCUGACCCGAUCGGCCCCCGGGAGCGUCCGGGCUCUGCCCUGGACUGCUGCUUGGCCCUGGGCAAGUCCGGUCCUCCGACCCUCCGCUGCCCGGGCCCCCUUCAGUGGAAGCAGAGGAGGGGUCUCCAGCGCCUGCCGGGUCAACCCUGGAUUGUACAAAAGAAGAAACUGAGGCCCAGAGCUGGAAGGGGCCCCAGGGGCCAUCAUAAUGGAGUGGAGGGUCAACCUUUUUGACCCAUGUUGUGCAAAGGUGUGAAACGUAAGCGAGAGGAGGAAGAGGAGGAAGAGCUAACCUCACAGGACUGGUGGCUAGAGGAGGCCACCCCCAGCCCAAGCUCUGAGGAGGGGGCUGGCCCAGCACCCCUGCCCCCCAGCUCUCUCUUCAACCUAUCUAUAUUCAAACUCCACCAUGGCCUCCGGAGGGGCGAGCCAGAUCUCCGCCACCUUGUCCUGGUGGUCAACACCCUGAGGCGAAUUCAGUCCUCUAUGGCCCUGGAGCCCUCUGCCCCAGAACCCCCUUGUCCAGCUCCUGCUGACCCCUUCCCAGUGGUCCCUGACACCCCUCUGUGCACGUCUGUCUCAGCCCUCCUGGAUGACCUGAGUCAUAUCGAGGGCCUCAGUGACACCCAGACAGCCUUCCCUGAAGAUGCCCCCCUCAGCCGUCCCCCUGACCCAGGCCUGGAUCCUGGGCGGCCAGCCCCUCUGGGGUCCCUGGAGCUCCUCCUGGAGGAUGGACUGGAGGGUCUUUUUGAUGAUAUUGACACUUCCAUGUAUGACUGUGAACUCUGGCCCAACCUUAAAACAGACUCUGGGGAAACAGAGGACAAGAUACAGGGACCAGGGCUGGACGUGUCUGAACUAGAUUACCUCAUGGAUGUGAUUGUGGGCACACAGACUUUGUAGGGGGACCAGGAAAUGGUUCCCUGCCUGCCCCCAAGAGGCCCAAAUGGACAAGGGGUCAUGGGGCUGCUGGGAGCUCCCCUCCAGCUACAGAUGGUGGGAGGGGGGCAUGGAAUUGUGGGGAGGGAAGCAUGGAUGGUUUUUAAGAUGAAAACAAUUAAUAUAUGAAGCUGUCUGUC